Molecule: messenger RNA, 3912 nt
Organism: Oncorhynchus gorbuscha (pink salmon)
Lineage: Eukaryota; Metazoa; Chordata; Actinopteri; Salmoniformes; Salmonidae
Gene: shisal1b
Product: shisa like 1b
Exons: 5
Coding region: 474-1067 (197 amino acids)
Source: RefSeq, a predicted model, not a curated record
UCUCUCCUCUCUCUCUCUCACUCCCUCACUCGCUUCAACUCUCUGGCUCUCUCCUCUCUCUCUCUCACUCCCUCACUCACUUCAACUCUCUAGCUCUCUCCUUCUCUCUCUCACUCACACUCUCGCUGAGCUCUAACCGCUUGGAUACAGUGCAGAGGACUUGGGAAGAGUGCUCUUUUCUUCUUCUGCGUUUCCUUCCCUCCUCUCUCCCUCGAGAGCUAUUGAUUUAGAUCAAUUCAUUGGGAUGAGGAUGCGUUUGUGUUAAGCUGCAACAAAGGAAGAGUGCACAAGAAGCAACAGGGGAGUAAUUGACUGCACAGAGAAACGGGAGACCCCCCUCCUUUACAGGCUCAACAAGGCAGCCAUGUGAUUGGGGGGUGGCAAAGAGCAAAGAAUGUCCAGGAGGUUCAGCUAAAGCAGCCCUGCAGUGAGAAUCUCCCUCUCUGGCGCCUGUUCUUCAUGAGGACCCGAAGAUGACUGUCACCAGCCGGCAGUCCUUGAAUGUCCUGACAGUCAUCUUUCUCCUGCUGUCCACUGCAGCUCUAUCAGCUCAUUUCAGAGUGUGUGAACCAUACUCCGACCACAAGGGGCGCUAUCACUUUGGUUUCCACUGCCCUCGCCUUUCUGACAACAAGACCUACAUGUUCUGCUGUCACCACAACAACACUGCCUUCAAGUACUGCUGCAACGAGACUGAGUUCCAGACGGUCAUGCAGGUCAACCUGACUACCACCACAGACGGCUUCAAACACAAUAACUACACAGCCCUGGUGGGAGUGUGGAUCUAUGGCUUCUUCGUCAUGGUGCUGCUAGCCCUGGACUUCCUCUACUACUCGGCCAUGAACUAUGAGCUGUGUCGGGUUUACCUGGAGAAGUGGGGUCUGGGUGGGCGCUGGCUGAAGAAAGCCAGGAGCCAGUGGCACCAGCCAGUCCCAGGAGAGGAGAAUGAGACCCAGGCACAGACCCAGGGUCACCCCAUGGCCCUCAGCCACCAGCACCCCAGACACAGCCUCAGAGGAGAGGACCAGAGCCCCACGAACCCUAGCACGCCCCCACCGUCUGACUGAAGCUGCGAGAGGAUGAAUGGAUGGAGCAGCGAUGUUGAGCAGAGCACGCCGCAGAAGAUAGCACGGCUCCGACACCUGUCUCUGUCUGGCUGGAUUAUUUACACAGUAACAUACCACAGGGUGACUGUCCCUGCCGGAGCUAGCAGUUAGCUAAUAGGACCUGCUCGCCUCCAUUCCUCUAAACACCUCCACCACUGGACCAACGGAACCAGGCCAAAGGUCGACACUAGACUACUAUGAAAGGUCCUGGCGAAUGGAGCUGCUGCUACCCAAACACUGUUAAGGAACAGGUCACAGGCACUGAAACUGACCGUGAAGAACCCCUGCAUGGGCUGUUCUACGAGGACGCCAAGGGAAACUGAAAGCGCAACUGAUCAACUGAACAAGGGGGGCUUUGUUUAAUGUGUGUGUUUGAGUGUUGAUUGUACUUUGUUGCUGUGUGGGGUUAAAUUCAGUCGUAGUCAGAAGAGGUAGUGAGUGUAUCUCUUGGUGAUUUAUUUAAUGUCGACUAGUCAGGGACUUUUUACGAGUGGUAGACAUUCUAGACGAUUCACCAUGAUGCUUAGCAUCUCUUUGGAGCUAAAAUUAGGACAUCGACUGGCUCAAUCGCUGAGGAUAGAUCUAAUUGGACGGUGAAGUCUAUGGAACAGACAUCUUUCAGCAUAAUGAACCUUAAUUGAAUACGGUGGCCCCUCCCCUUCAAGUCACCCUGUCAGCUCAGCAAUCAGGGAGAGUGGAGUGCUGACAAAAUAAUCACUUCAGUGGUUCCCACUGAAAGGUGUUACACUGCAAAAAAAAAAAGUGAAAUCUAAGCAAGUAUAAAUAUCUUCUAUUGAAAUAUCUUUCUUGUUUCUUCAAACCAAGCUAACGUCAGUGGCAGAUCAUUUGAUUUAGGCUUAACUGUUACUUUUUUCAGUGUAGUGCACAGGGAGGGGAUGAAGCUCAACACUUCAUUCAUUUCUGACAUGAACUUUCGUAUUGAUCCAUAAAGUGCCGUUUUUGUUGUGUUGGGAGGGGUGAGAGAAUAAAGCAUCUGUUCGGGUCAGCAGACUGGGAGGGGGAUGGAGUGUGAUGGGGGAAGACCAGGCGGUAUAUAAUACUGUACCAGGGUAUGUCUCUACUCACUCUAACCCAAUUCUGGAGCUGUAACCUGCGAUCUGGCAGCAGCUUAGCCGGUACAUUAUGUGCAGAGAAUUCCUGCACUGUACACACCGUGCAGCAGGAAAUACACUACAGGGUCGUUGGUAGGGGCCAACCAAGAGGGCAGACCCAUAAAUGGUUCUCUGGGAGUUACUGGAAAUACCACCAAUACUCCUGAACAGCCACUAGGCAGGAUGAGCAGGACAACUGUCCCCAAUAUACUCAAACGGCAAACUCAACCUGCCAAUUUAUUCCAAUGAUUUAAAUCAAUUGUUUUGUCAACAUCUGGCUUCAUAAAUUCUCUGAAGUGGGCAGGCCCCAAAAAAUAAAAUGUUACCAUCUUCUGUUACAACAAUGACCAUGGCUGACAAUAUACACUGAGUGUAUAAAACAUGAAGAACUCUUUCCAUGACAGAGUGACCAGGUGAAUCCAGGUGAAAGCUAUGGUCCCUUCUUGAUGUCAGUGUGGAUGAAGGGGAGGAGACAGGUUAAAUAAUAUUUUUUAAGCCUUGAGACAAUUGAGACGUGCAUUGUGUAUGUGUGCGAUUCAGAGGGUGACAAAUGAUUGAAGUGCCUUUGAACCUGGUAUGGUAGGAGGUACUAGGUGCCAGGCGCACCAGUUUGUGUCAAGAACUGCAAUUCUGCUGGGUUUUUCACGUCCAACAACUUCCUGUGUGCAUCAAGAAUGGUCCACCAUCCAAAGGACAUCCAGAUAACUUGACACAACUGUGGGAAGCAUUGGAGUCAAUGCUGUGUUUGUUAUACUCUUGGGAUCUCUUAUGAUUAGCAAUAACGUUUAGAUUUGGCCAGUUUGAGAUAGUUAACUUCCGUAUAGUCUAAUUGCAUGUUUGCUCCAGCAAACUUGUAACUUUUGCUGAGAUACGAUGUGCCCAACUGAAAUAAUUGGCCUGGGCUGGAGAGCGGUGGAGGUGCUAAUUGCGCUCUAUCUCUUCGUCCUGCUUUCCUUUCUCCCCCCCCCCCCCAGAAAGUGAGGCAGCAUCAGCAACAAGGAAGCCCGGAGGAGGAUGAAUUUUAAACAGCUUCUGCAGUACAAAAGGGGAUUUAAUUGGGCCUCAAAACAGGGGAAUUGGCAGAGAUCAGAUGUGCUCGGGAACACACGUCUCCUCCGGAACCCCAGUGCUGUUUUGCUGUAACAAGGCUGUGAGCAGGGAAUUCCCUUCCCAUCGACAAUAUGUAGUGGUGAUAACUAGGGUAAUGCCCCUGCCCUAGCAGGCAGACAUGUAAUGUAGGCUACAGCCCAACAGUUGCCCCUCUUAUCGUAGCAAUGAUAAUGGGGAGCCAAACUGCAGCCCUCCCCAAACUGGAAGCCCAAACAAGCUCUGUGGUGUUGUUGUUUUACAAGGCAAAUCUGACUUUCUGUUUUGCUUUCUUAACAUGGACUUGACGUGACAUAGUCAAUAUUGUAAGCAUUGCUGUAAGGAUGGCAGCGCACUUAUGUUUUAGUCUUGAGGUUGCUGUAGUAACAGUUGCCUUACAGUGGAUCUCCACUUGUGCACAGAAGCUUUGUAGUGAUUGGUCGGUACCUCACUGUGGGUGUGGUGAUGAUGACCUGCACCACGUUCUGUCUAUGUAUUACCCACUAGAAUGUACAGUUAGAAGCUGAAUUGUUUCUGCACUUGUUAACUUUGUAUUGUUACACCAGGGAGAAAUAAAGAUGUAUCUUUUCCAGUGUGUUUAAACAUUC